CCUGACGCCAUUUUAAGAUUUCUGUCGCAGUUGCGCAAAUCACAUAAGACAAAAUCAUCACCAAACCCACGGUACACUCACUUUACUUGUCAAUUUUGUCAUGUCCGUCAACUGUGACGACGUCAUCGUUCAAAUUUUUGAUGGUUGGCGGUUUUUAAAAUUUUUAGGUUAAUUCUGUGAUAAAACAUCUAUAUGCCUGUGCUUUAUUUAUUAUAUCGCGUUUAUGAAGAUUUCUUUAGUGUAUUUAUGAAUUAAACUGUAUACGAUGGUUGAUAACGGUUCUACUUUAUCAUGUGCAGUGACCAUAGAAUGGCUAAACAAACAAGGAAUUGUGCAGAGAAAGGUGUCCCACAAAAAAGGCUUUGUACAACUUAUUAGGGAUGAUAGGCGUGAAAUGUUUGUACAAAUUAGCGCAGAAAAGUGUAGUUCAAUAAAACUAUCACUGAAAGGUAUUUCCGUCCAUAAAAAGUUCAUGAACGAGGGUAAAACAUCCAUAAAAUUUCAACCACUAAAUUGUACCAUGUAUUUAUCAAACGCACCGCCUGGCGAUUUGCUGUCCUUCUUAAGAACUAUGUUCGUCAAAAUGACGGGUGAAAAAAGUGCACCAAACGCAAAUACUUCACUGAGAACACAGCUGCUGUCUAGCAAACCCCAACAGUUUGAAGAGAUUUCACCUGUAACAACUAUAGAACUUAAUAAUGCAAUGAAAAAAGCUACCAGAGCUUCAGAUACUACACCUAGUCCCCUGGCAGGCAAAAAACGAAAAUUAGAAGGGAGUGACAGACCUAGUGCAAGCAAGCCCACAUCAGCAAAAAGAUUGUAUACCUCAUCACCUAUAUCAAAUGAACCAUUGGACUUUGAACAGAAAGAAGUAUUGGAUGCUUGUCUUUCUGGUCGCAAUAUUUUUUUCACAGGCAGUGCUGGAACUGGAAAGAGUUACUUGUUAAGGAGGAUAAUUAGGGCACUACCUCCUGAUGUUACUGUAGCUACAGCAUCUACUGGUGUUGCUGCAUGCCACAUAGGAGGCAUAACACUACACCAGUUUGCUGGUAUUGGUAAUGGAGAUGCAUCCUUAGAAAGAAGUGUACAACUGGCAUCUAAACCAGUUGCGCUGGGUAUAUGGAAGAAAUGCAAGUACCUUAUCAUUGAUGAAAUAUCUAUGGUUGAUGGAGAUUAUUUUGAAAAAAUUGAACAGGUGGCAAGAAGAGUAAGAAACAACGAGAAACCUUUUGGCGGACUUCAGCUAAUUCUUUGUGGUGAUUUUUUCCAAUUACCUCCAGUGUCUAAACCAAAACUUGGGGAAUCUAAAGCUGCACCACCGAAAUUUUGCUUUAAGACGAAUGCCUGGGAGAGUUGCAGGUUCAAUACCUUUGAGCUGAAAAGAGUGCAUAGACAGACUGAUGACAGGUUCAUCAAGAUAUUGAAUAAAAUUAGAAUUGGACACGUAGAUGAAGAAGUCACGGAUGCUUUGAUGUCAACUUCUAAGCAAACGAUUGAGCGUGACGGCAUCCUCGCAACGAGAUUAUGUUCGCACACCAAAGAUGCAGACAUUAUAAACGAAUCUAAGCUAAAGGCGUUGCCUGGACACUGUAUAUUGUUUGAAGCUCAGGACUCUGUGCCAGGAACCACAAAUAUGUUGGAUCAACAGACACCUGUUUCCAGCAAGUUGGAACUUAAAGUUGGAGCUCAGGUGAUGCUCUUAAAGAACAUCAACGUAUCCGCAGGUCUAGUGAACGGCGCUAGAGGCGUCGUAAAAUCAUUCACGGAAGGGUUACCAGUAGUCCUAUUCAAAAACAAGGAACUACACCUCAAGAAAGAACGUUGGGUGGUAAAAUCAGCAUCUGGGGGAUCCAUCACUCGUGUUCAGCUACCUUUGAAACUGGCUUGGGCUUUCUCCAUCCACAAAUCGCAGGGACUAACAUUGGAUUGUGUUGAAAUGUCCUUAGGUAGAGUUUUUGAAGCUGGACAGGCAUAUGUGGCUUUGAGUAGGGCACAGAGCUUAGAUUCAUUGAGAGUUUUGGAUUUUAAGGCUAGUCAAGUUUGGGCAAACCCUGACGUUUUGGAAUUUUAUAGAUAUAUGGAUCAAAUUAGAAUCAUUCCUUUAGGACCUAAAAGCAAAAUCGUGAAUGAAGGAAAUGUCUUGAGGAAAAAGUCCGCACCUAAGUCAAAAUUAUAUAGCAAACCAUUAGUAACAAUCUCAUGAAACAUACUGAUAAGAUACUCAUUUAUUUCGUGAAAAUUUAGCCAAGUAAUUACUUUUAUUAAGGUUAAGAAUGCUUAAUGAAAUUGGUAGUAAAGUAUUUCUUUUAUUUCUGGUUGAUCGUGAAGCCUAUAAGUUUAUGUUAUACCUCGUCAAAUUCUGAUAAGUCGAUUUUUGAUAGGCAAUUUUAUAUGAUUUAUCAUCUCAUAAAAGAUUUUUAUUUGAACCAUUUAUGUUUGAAUAAACAUAUUUUGUGCAAAAUGCUAAAUAAAACUAUUUCCUUAUCGUGAUCUCUCUAAUCAGUUGUAUAGCGUUUAUUUUAAAAUAGGGCCUUAACAAUAUUGUGAUACCGAGAUUUUAUAUUAUAAAUUCGUAAGAUGUUUCUUUUUUAAAUAAAACCAGUCCACCGAAUUAGUAGUCAUAUGUGUGAAAACUGAAAAUCUAUUUUCCUAAAGAUGUAUUCCUGAUCUGAGCUAAGUAUUAUUUUGUUCGUAAUAUCGGGUUUUCCAAUAGGGACUUGACAACUUUGAACUUUCACGCACCUUUAAAUCAAUUACUGAACUGUCAAAAUAUUCAGUAAAGAAAAUAUUUUCAUCAUGGUGAAGUACUCGAACGAACAACGCUUACAAAAAUAAUUAAAAUUUAAUACCGAAAUUCCGAGUCGGUGACUGCAACUUUAAGAGAGUUAACGCCCAUUUUUGGACGUAAUUCUCGUCCCAGUAGACAAGCAAUUCAUAGUCUAGUAAAAAAAAUUGAGUCCACAAAUUCGCUGCUGGUGUUCCCGUGCCAGUAAGACAACGGGUUGGUCAAAGUGCCGACAAUAUUGCUGCCGUUCAAGGUUCCGUCGAUUCCACGGCGUUCUCAAGAAUUGGGCAUCGCUCAGACUACACUAUGGCGAAGAGAUCUUGGCCUGCACCCUUACAAGAUCAAGUUAACUCAAGAACUGAAGCCAUUUGGGCAUAUGAACCGACGUACGUUCUCGAAUUGGUCUCUAGAAAUGUUGCAAGAAAAUGACCAAUUUCAACGCAAAAUCAUCUUCAGUGAUGAGGCGCGUUUUUGGUUAAACGGCUUCGUCAACAAACAGGUGAAAACCCUCAUGUGCUUCAAGUAACACCACUUCAUCCACAAAAAAUAACUGCAUGCUGUGGCUUUCAUGCCGGUGGUGUCAUUGGGCUGUUUUUUUUUUUUUUCGAUGAUGAAAAUGAUCGUCACGUUACAGUCAACGGAGAUUCGCUACAGACAUGUUGCAACGUUAUUUUUUUUGGUCAAUUGGAUGGGCUGGACAUUAACGAUAUGCGGUUUCAACAAGACGCUGGCACAAGUCACACAGCGGGUGAAACGAUCGGUAUAUUGAAAUCAGAAUUCGAUGAACGUGUUAUAUCGAGAAAUACGGGUAGUCCUGUCGAAUGGCCGCCUAGAUCAUGUGAUUUAACACCUCUAGACUUUUUUGUGGGGCUACUUUAAAUCAUUGGUCUAUGUCAACAAGCCGGCGUCAUUAGAGGAGCUCAGAGCCAAUAUUGAACGAGAGAUAGCGGCCGAUUCUGUCGAAAUGUGUGGUCGAGUCAUUGAAAAUUGGGUUCAACGAAUCGAUCGCUGCGAACGUGCCCGUGGUGAACAUAUGAACGAGGUCGAAUUACAUGCAUAAAUGUUUCGAGUAUACUUCAAUCCAAUAAUAAAAUUUUUGAGGUAUCUCAAAUGAUUUGCGUUUUACUUAAAAGGAAAGUUGUCAAGUCCUUAAUGGAAAACCCUUCAUUACUGCAAAUAAUUAUUAUGAAAAAAAUUAAUAAAACUUGGGAAAUUAUACGAA
Messenger RNA from Acanthoscelides obtectus, 4007 nucleotides. The record is from the annotation of a GenBank genome assembly. Lineage: Eukaryota; Metazoa; Arthropoda; Insecta; Coleoptera; Chrysomelidae.